Ornithodoros turicata is the source of this 1611-nucleotide messenger RNA. RefSeq lists its product as uncharacterized. The record is from RefSeq and is a predicted model, not a curated record. The coding region runs from base 1 to 1611 and encodes 536 amino acids. The transcript has 2 exons. Lineage: Eukaryota; Metazoa; Arthropoda; Arachnida; Ixodida; Argasidae.
AUGGAAGACAAAGAAUUCCUGAGCAUGAUGGACAGAGAGUUUCACAGGGACACGUUAAACAACUGGGUAGCCCCUUUGCCUUUUCGUAUGCCUCGACGAGAACUUCCCGACAACCGAGAACAGGCGUUUUAUCGGUUCACUUCGUUACGUCGCACUCUGGAAAGGAAAACAGAAACGAAAAAGCACUUCGUUGCCUUCAUGCGUGAUAUGCUCGAAAACGGCCACUCUGAACCAGCACCACCAAGAAAGGAAGCAAAGAAAUCUUGGAAAGAGGCUGUGUCGGUAACAGCUGACAUCCAGCAAAUGUUUCAUUCCUUCUUCGUACGUGAAGAAGACAGGGACUAUCUGCGUUUCUCGUGGUUCCGAGGCAACGACACCAGCAAGGAUGUCAUUGAAUACAAGAUGUGUGUACAUGCGUUUGGCAACACAUGCUUCCCCGCUAUUGCGACCUACGACGGCUUAAGGCGCACCGCACAGGAGGGAGAGCAGGACUUUGGAGCGGACGUUGGACACUUUAUCGAAAGAGACUUCCAUGUCGACGACGGCCUCAAGUCCUUACCGACCGAAGAGGAGGCUAUUUAUUUACUCAAAAGGACACAGCACGUGCUGAAAGGAGCAAACCUGCGGCUUCACAAGAUAGCCUCUAAUUCUGUGGAGGUCAUGGGUGCCUUCCCAUUUGAUGACUACGCCAACGGCCUUGAAGACAUGAACUUCGACGGAGGUCACGUACAUAUCCAACGGAGCCUUGGACUAAACUGGGGCAUAAAGGCAGUUACGGUUCACCUUCAAAGUGCCCGUAAAAGACACCCGAAUACACGACGCGGCGUACUAUCCACUGUGAACAGCCUAUACGACCCCCUAGGAUUGACAGCCCCACUGACAGUACAAGGUAGGCUGUUGCUGAGAGAUAUUUCUUCAGAGACCUCAGAUUGGGAUGCCCCUCUCGACCUGAAUGACAACUGGCGAACGUGGCGAGACACCUUACAUAAUCUUGAACGGCUCAAGAUACCACGCCAGUACACUACAAUCUCUCUCUCCGACGCCCGUCGACGGGAGAUGUGUGUAUGCUGCGAUGCCUCCGAAAAGACAAUCACCGCUGUUGCGUACAUCAGAGUCACAGAUGCUGAUGGAAUGCAACACGUGGGUUUUGUGUUCGGAGAAGCAAAGCUACCACCACGCCCCGAGCAGACCAUUCCAAGACUUGAGCUAUGUGCCGCAGUGCUCGCCGUCGAUAUCGCGGAGUUAGUCGUCAGCGAAAUCGAUGCUCACAUCGAUGACAUUAAAUUCCACACGGACAGCAAAGUUGUGCUCGGAUACAUCUUCAAUCACUCGAGGCGUUUCUACGCCUAUGUUAGCAACCGUGUAAGCCGCAUACGUAGAUCUACGAAGCCCGAACAAUGGCACUACGUUCCCACCGGUCAGAACCCUGGAGAUCACGCCACUAGACCUGUGACUGCAGAUGCUUUGGCUGGCACGACUUGGCUGACAAGACCGAAAUUUCUUCGGGAAUGUACGGACGCGCAGAGGCAGAGCACAGCCUUCCCGCUUUUUGAACCAGAUCAGGACAAGGAAAUCCGUCCGCAAGUGGCGGCCUUGGCAACUCGCGUAUGA